This is a messenger RNA of Motacilla alba alba, 2434 nucleotides long. RefSeq names its product flavin-containing monooxygenase 5-like. The record is from RefSeq and is a predicted model, not a curated record. Lineage: Eukaryota; Metazoa; Chordata; Aves; Passeriformes; Motacillidae. Gene Ontology annotation, molecular function: N,N-dimethylaniline monooxygenase activity; flavin adenine dinucleotide binding; NADP binding. Bases 92 to 2110 code for a protein of 672 amino acids. The transcript is spliced from 8 exons.
CACGUGGCACGGCUCAGUGCCACCCUGGUCACCUGCACACAGCUCCUCCAGAAGGUGGCUGGGUGGGCUGGGGACCCAGAGUGGGUAAAGGAUGGGGGUCCUGUCCAUCAGAUGCCUGGGCUGGUCACGGCAGUCACCCCCCCCAUCCCCUAGGUUUGUUUUCAAUGCCAUGACCUGCCAAAAUCUGAAGCACAGCCACAUCUCUGCCCUGCCCAGGAAAUCCUGGGGCAAUGUCGGCAUCAUUAAGCGCUUACAGAACUCAAUGCACCUCUUGCAGAGGGCAGGGCAGGCCAGGAGGUGUGGCAGGGAGGUGAGAGAAACCUGUAGAUCAUGUCUGGAAGAAAUAGAUCUUGUGACACCUUGGCCACCCACAGGAAGUACAGGGACAGUCACCCUCAAAACGAGCAGCACUGGGCAGCCUCCCUUGAGGGACGCGCCUGGCUCUGCAACUCCUGGCCACAGCUCCUCCCGCAUCCCUGCCACCACCACACCGUGGGACAUGGCUGCUCGGAGAGUGGCCGUCAUCGGUGCCGGUGCCUCCGGCCUGUGCGCCCUGAAAUGCUGCCUGGAUGAGGGGCUGGAGGCCACCUGCUUUGAGAGGAGCAAGGACAUCGGGGGGCUCUGGCGCUUCGAGGAGCACCCCGAGGACGGCCGUGCCAGCAUCUACCGCUCCGUCAUCAUCAACACCUCCAAGGAGAUGAUGUGCUUCAGCGACUUCCCCAUCCCUGAGGACUUCCCCAACUACAUGCACAACUCCAAGAUCAUGGAGUACUUCCGCAUGUACGCCCAGCACUUCGACCUGCUCCGCCACAUCCGCUUCAGGACCAGCGUGUGCCGCGUGUCCAAGCGCCCCGACUUCGCCAGCAGCGGGCAGUGGGAGGUGGUGACGGAGAGCGAGGGCAAGCGGGAGGCGGCCGUCUUCGACGCCGUGCUGGUGUGCAGCGGGCACCACACCGACGCUCAUCUCCCGCUCAGUUCCUUCCCAGGGCUGGAGAAGUUUGAGGGCUGCUACCUGCACAGCCGGGACUACAAGAGCCCUCAGCCCUUUUUUGGAAAACGGGUGGUCGUGGUUGGCAUUGGGAAUUCAGGCAUCGAUAUCGCAGUGGAGCUGAGCCACACAGCCAAGCAGGUUUUCCUCAGCACCAGGCGUGGGUCCUGGGUGCUGCACCGGGUGGCGGACAAUGGGUACCCCUUUGAUUUCAGCUACCUCAGUCGCUUCAUGCAGCUCCUCCAGAACCUGGUGCCCACAAGUAUCAAGAAUUUCUUCAUGGAGUGGAAGCUGAAUGCCCGCUUUGACCACACACUCUAUGGCCUAAAGCCCAAGCACGGGGUCCUUGACCAGCACCCAACCGUCAACGAUGACCUGCCCAACCGCAUCAUUUCGGGCAGGGUGCGGGUGAAGCCGAACAUCCAGGAGUUCACAGAGACAUCUGCCAUCUUUGAGGAUGGCACCAGGGAAGAUGUCGAUGCCGUAGUUUUUGCCACAGGAUACAACUUCUCCUUCCCGUUUCUCGAGGGCUGCGUGAAGGUGGUGGAGAACCAGAUUCCCCUCUACAAAUUCAUGUUCCCCCCUGACCUGGAGAAGCCCACGCUGGCUUUCAUCGGCCUCAUCCAGCCCUGGGGAGCCAUCAUGCCCAUCUCAGAGCUCCAGAGUCGCUGGGCCACCUACGUCUUCAAAGGGCUGCAGGGCCUGCCGCCGCCCGCCGACAUGCUGGCCGACAUCGCACAAGCUAAGAAGAGAAUGGCUCAGCGGUACGUGCAGAGCCAGCGGCACACCAUCCAGGUGGAUUACAUCCCUUACAUGGACGACCUCGCCUGCCAGCUGGGGGUCAAGCCCAACCUGCUCACCCUGUUCCUCACGGACCCCAAGGUGGCCAUGGAGGUGGCCUUCGGUCCCUGCACGCCGUACCAGUACCGGCUGCGGGGCCCGGGCGCGUGGGCGGGCGCCAGGGCCGCCAUCCUGAGCCAGCGGCAGCGCGUGGUCAGCGCCCUGCAGCCGCGGGCCCGCCGCCGCCCCGCCCGCCCCGCCGCCCUGCCCCGCGCCCUCACGCUGCUCCUCAGCAUCGCCAUGACCGUGGCCACCCUCGUCUACGUCUUGCUCUCUCCUUAGCCUAAAGGGAAGGAGACAGCGGGUCCUGCCGGCAGUCUUCUCCUCUUCGCUUGGGCUUGUGUCUGUUGUCUCUCGCUAGCUGUGCCGGAGCACGGAGGGAGUCGUUCCUUGAAGGUGCAGCCUGGUCUGUUGCGCUUUCCCGCUGUGAUACCACCAAGUCUGGUCACGGGCUGCUCUGGGAACAGCUCCCUAAAUCGUGGCCCGGCAGCCCCACGAGCUCUAUCUAUGGGUUAGGUCACAGAGGUGGUGGAGAAACGGGGAACGUGCCCAAGCGGGGCCUCGGGAAAGGGCAAUAAAGCUUGUCCCCGUGCCGCGGGGCCCGGA